GGAAGUGUGACAUCACGAGGUGGUUCUUAGUUUUUUCUUAUCUUUUUGUGACAGCACUCCGUCAGACUACUCUCUGUUUAUCUUAGAUAAUAAUGGAUGGUCCUGAUAAUCUUCUUGAGACGCAAGCUGGUCGGUCUGCUCUUAGAGUAACAACCACUGCUUACACCAAAUGGAUCAAUGCUCACUUCAAAGCAGCUGGAGAGGAAGAGCUAACUGAUCUGUUCAAUGAUCUUCGUGAUGGCUCGAAACUAAUGACCCUCAUUGAGAUACUGACUGGAACAAAACUAGUUAGAGAGAAAGGGAAGACAAGGAAUCAUCACAUGAUCAACAUAACAACAGUAAUCGACUUUCUACAAUCUAAAGAGAAAAUUGAUCUGGUUGGUAUUACUAGUAGUGGUAUUGCUGAUGGAAAUCAAACCUUAACCCUUGGUCUUAUAUGGAAGCUGAUUCUACGAUAUCAGGUAGCAAGUGCUACUACUUCUAAUGCUGGGAGUGGUACUACUGGCCAAUUCAAGUCUCCAAAAGCUGAGCUAUUACACUGGACACAAACACAGAUCAAUGGGUACGAUGGUGUGAAUGUUACCAAUUUCCACACGAGCUGGAGAGAUGGUAUGGCAUUCUGUGCUCUCAUUCACAGCCACAACAAUCAGCUCCUCGACUAUUCUUCUUGUGAUCCGAACCAACCCAUUGAGAACCUUGGCAAAGCUUUUAGUGUAGCCGAGGAUAAGCUUGGAGUAACAAGACUGCUAGAACCAGAAGAUGUUAAUGUUCCUAAGCCAUCGGAGGAAGCAGUGCUGAUGUAUGUAUCACAGUUGAGGUCAUCAUUUGCUGAACCACAAAAACCAGAACCAAUACAAGAACCAGAGCCAAUACAAGAGCCAGUAUCAGUGAUAGAGCAAUCUCCAGUAGUUGAAGCACCACCACCACCAGUGAAGGAACCUACUCCUCCAUUGCCAUCAUCUCAGAAAGAGGAUACUCCUCCUCCAACUACUCCUUUACUGGAUGAGUAUAAUAAUCAAUAUGCAUCAUUAAAUGAGAGGAUUUCAGCACGUAGACAGCUCAUAGUAUCAGCUACUAAAAGAGGAGCGCCAAUAAGAGGAGAGGUCCAGAUAUUGCUGCAUGAGUUUAGAGGAGUAAGAGCUAACGAAGACAAAGAAUUGAUAAAGGAAGUUGAGGCUUUAGGUAAAAUGGCCACUCAGUUAAGGAAAUCUGGCUUGACCUCUUUUUCACCAGUUGAAGAUAUUGAAGAGUUGUGGUUGGCUGCUAUGAAUGAAAGUAAUGAAUAUGAGGGCUGGCUACUGGCAAAACUUGAAGAACCAGUCAAACCGGUUAUACCCAAUGAUGUCAAUAUUCCUUACCGACUCCCAGAAGUUGAUGGUGCUCUGAUCGUGCAGACAUUUUCUUUAUUGAUAAUUAUUGGAAUAUACUUAUGGAAGAAGUCAAGGGAAUGAACAGCAGUUUUUGUGUUAGUAUAGUUUUUUAUUUCACUGAUUUUAUUAUAGCAUUAAAGUUUAAAGCAAAAUUAAUGUAAUGUAAUUCAUUAACAUGAAAACAUAUUAAUAAUGUAAUUUAAAAGCAAAUCAUGCAAUGCAAUGUUA
Amphimedon queenslandica is the source of this 1598-nucleotide messenger RNA. Its product is annotated as alpha-actinin-3-like. Bases 93 to 1451 code for a protein of 452 amino acids. NCBI's taxonomy places the organism in Eukaryota, Metazoa, Porifera, Demospongiae, Haplosclerida, Niphatidae. The record is from RefSeq and is a predicted model, not a curated record. The transcript has 11 exons. Gene Ontology annotation, molecular function: protein binding.